AACCUCAUAUGUACACAUAGUCAUACAAGGGUUUGCAGUUUCAGAAUGUUCAGAGUCAAAAUCCAGAGUUUCUUUUUUGAACGAACCAAAAAUCCAGAGUUUCUUUCUCGCACAAAAAAAGGUUCCUUUCCUCCAGAAAAAGUAAAAAAAAAAAGCAAAGUUGCAACAUUGCAAUAGUUUCCUCGGUGAACCUGCACCCUUUUCACGGUCAGUUCAUCCUACAAUUUUUCAGUGAACUGAACCGGUCCCUACUAAGAGCACCACAUUCAGAAGUGGUUCCCAGUCCAUGUCCACAUACUCUUCCAGAAUGAUUGGUUAGCUUCCAAGGCAUCCAACCAUAAAUACCCAUCCAUGUUCUCAUGCUCCAUCCCAUUCCCAUGCCUUGCCCAAACUGCAACUCCUACACACUCAAAGUGAGAAUCAUAUAUGUAUAUAUGCAUAUAUAAUAUCUAUUUGCAUCUCAUCUCUUGCACACACCACGAGUCAGAUCCGUUUAUCCUGCUUCUUUGCCUAGUAUCAACCCUAAUGGUCCACUCAGCCACUCAAUUGUAUAAAAUUUCCUUCUGAGUCAACUAGUCCUCUCUCUCUCUCUCUCUCUCUCUCUCUCUCUCUCUCUCUCCCUCUCUCCCUCUCUUUCUCUCUCUAGCUCACUUCUCCUGUGAGAUCAUCUCAUGUUUGACCUUGCAUAGUAGCCGUCCAAGGUACGGAGCACACAGAGGCAUGAGGUUUCGCAGAGGCAAGAGCUCCAACAAGGCCAAGAAGGGCUCCGCUGCUCCAUGGCAGAAUGGAGAGAGGAAGGUCAUUGAUGGAGGAGGAGCUGGCUCCAACAGCAGGCAGGUGGUGCCAGAUACCGGCUUCGGAGAUAUCGAUGGAGGUAGCAGCAGAGAUGAAACGUUCUUUGAAGCCACCCCUUGGUUGGAAUCGGAUUGCGAGGAUGAUUUCUACAGCGUCAAUGGAGAUCUGACCCCUGCAAGAUCGUUCUCGUCGCAAACCAGCCGGAUCGCGCCAUACGCAGCUAACAAGAACCUGCCGACGCUGGGGGCGAUCUUGAAGGCGGAGCCCCUGAAGCCACCCGCCCCGCAGAUGAGGAAGCUCGGCGACCUGCUGCGGGAGCCGCAAGACGACGGCGACGGCCCCGGCGACCUCUCCAGGGCCGACUCGCUGCGCCUCGCCGAGGAGGCCAACCGGUGCUGCGUGCCGCAGUUCGCGCGGGCCAUCAGCUGCAGCGGGAGGAGGAGCAGGGGCUAGGUUAAGUGAUCGACGGCCAUGGUGGUGGUGGACUGGUGGCCGUUGGAUGUGGAUGGCGAUGGAAUGGCAGAGCCUGGGUUUACCAAAGCAGAGUUUCUUUUGGACUCUUGGGAAUUGCAGCUUUCACUUUGUUCUAUGCCUCAUGGAACAGCUGCGAGAAAAAAAUUGGAAAUCUAAAAUGUGUAUAUAAACGAUAUAGCACUGUAUUGAAACUGUCAAAAAUGGCAGUAGAGAACAAAGUGAUAUAGCACUGUAUUGAGCCUGGGUUUAUUGAAGGGAAGCAUGAAGGAUUUGAUGACUUCCCUGCGAAUUGCUAUUUGCUACAGAGAACUCCCCGUUGGGCCAGAGAAUCAGUUCUGUGAAGAA
Messenger RNA from Setaria italica (foxtail millet), 1614 nucleotides. RefSeq lists its product as uncharacterized. The transcript has 3 exons. NCBI's taxonomy places the organism in Eukaryota, Viridiplantae, Streptophyta, Magnoliopsida, Poales, Poaceae. The coding region runs from base 721 to 1248 and encodes 175 amino acids. The record is from RefSeq and is a predicted model, not a curated record.